AACACAGACACAGAGCAACAAGAGACAUGUGACAGAUAGUUAGUGUGUUACCAGUCAGACAUCAGAGAGAGAGAGAGAGAGAUAGAGAGAGAGAAAGAAAGAGAGAUGCACUGAGAGAGCAAGGUGCAGAGUGCUGUGUUGGGUAGACUGUCUGCUGAAGAAAAGGUGUGAGAGACGAAAGGCUAGCGGAUAGGCACUCUUCAGAACAAGAGAGAGGAAGAGAGAGAGAGAGAGGAAGAGAGAGAGAGAAAGACAAACAUUAUUAGAUACAGAGAAAGUGAGAGAGAUAAGAACUAGGGGAUGGUAAAAAGAGUGGAGGGAGUGGUACACAGACUCUCCUCAGCUCAGACAGGACUGGGGGACACAGAUGACAUCAUCACCAGGGGAUCUGGACAUCGAGCUGAUAAAACGAUAAAAUAAUGUUCUGCGUUCAACUCAAUAGAGUUGAAAGAGAAAGCCACAGAUCGGUUUGAAAGCAAACAGAUCUGCUAUGUGACAUUUCUUUUGAUGAGUUUUUUUUUUUAAAUGUUUCAUAUUUGAUUUGUGAUGUAUGUGACGAUUGUUGGUCAGAUCUAGAGGGUGACUGCUAUGGAUUAAAACAUCAAGGAAGUAGAUAUAUUUGAAAUGAAAACCUCUAUCAAGAUCACACUCCUCUCCCUUACUGUGUUGAGCUGUGUGAGCUGUAAGGAGAUCACAGUGAGAGGAUAUGAGGACAGAGAUGCUGUCAUCAACUGUCCAUCUCAGAAGGGUUAUGAGCUCUACCCAAAGUACCUACUGAAAGGACUGUAUAAAUACAGUGUUGAAAUGAUCCGGUCUGAUGGCCAGGCAGAAUGGACCCACAGAGGGAGAGUAUCUCUGCAGGACAAGAAGGACACACACAUCUUCAUUGUGACCAUCCAUAACCUGACCCUAGAGGAUGCUGGGACAUAUGGGUGUGGAGUUGACAGAUGGGGAGGAGAUUUUUACACCACAGUGAACCUCAUAGUGGGAGGAAAAUGGGGGAGUGAGGAGUGAAUAAACAGCUGUUUCCUCAACAUCCACACCUGAAGCAAAUGAUCCGGACGUAAAUCAAGAGUCCAUAUAACUUGUGGCAGCAGGCAUGGCACCACGUCAAAAUAGAUGACUAUUUUUAAACCGCUGACAAGGCACAAAAUAGCCUCACACUUCAGUGGUAGUGUGGAGAGGGUCCCUACAGACAUAUCAAAGUAUAGCAAACUUUAAAAAUGUACAGAGAAGUCUACAGGGACUUCACACUACCACUGUAUUGUAAGGCUUCUUGGAGCCUAGUCAGUGAU
Messenger RNA from Alosa sapidissima (American shad), 1295 nucleotides. RefSeq names its product CMRF35-like molecule 5. The transcript has 3 exons. The coding region runs from base 625 to 1014 and encodes 129 amino acids. The record is from RefSeq and is a predicted model, not a curated record. Lineage: Eukaryota; Metazoa; Chordata; Actinopteri; Clupeiformes; Clupeidae.